Odontomachus brunneus is the source of this 2163-nucleotide messenger RNA. RefSeq lists its product as uncharacterized. NCBI's taxonomy places the organism in Eukaryota, Metazoa, Arthropoda, Insecta, Hymenoptera, Formicidae. The transcript is spliced from 11 exons. Gene Ontology annotation, molecular function: monocarboxylic acid transmembrane transporter activity. The record is from RefSeq and is a predicted model, not a curated record. Gene Ontology annotation, biological process: transmembrane transport; monocarboxylic acid transport. The coding region runs from base 81 to 1865 and encodes 594 amino acids.
CUCGCACCUGGAAUCAUUAAUUCAUCAAAGUUCGCUUUGACGUUGUGCAACUGCGAGAGUGUCUCACGUUCACUUUCGAGAUGCCUACGAAAGUACCGCCAGACGGAGGAUGGGGAUGGAUGAUCGUCGUGGCUCACGCGUUAAACAGUUUGUCGACUAUAGCGGUGAUACAAGCAUUUGGAUUGGUAUUCAAGGAAUCCUUCACCAAACUCAAUCUCACCGCGACUGACACGGCGGUCAUAAUCAACGUGAAUUUUGCGUUUGGUAUGCUACUGGGUGUGUUCAACGGGCCUCUCCUGAAGACCUACGGUUACCGGAAGGUAUCGAUAGUCGGGAGCAUGUUACUAUCGCUCGGAGUGACGAUGACGGCAUUCUCCAACAGCUUCACCCUCAUUAUUUUAUUUUAUGGAUUACUGGCCUCCGCGGGCAUGGGACUGUCGAUAUCCGGAUUUUCCUUGGCGGUGAAUUCUUACUUCACCAAGAAACGGACACGAGCUAUGAGCCUGGCCGUGACUAUCAUGGGCAUCGGGCCGAUCAUCAUGCCCCAAGUGGUGUCCUUCUUGCUGUCGACUUACGACGUUCAGGGGACGAUCUUGUUGCUUGGCGCUUACAGUCUGCAUUCGUUGGUGGGCGCUAUGUUGUUACAGCCGCUUAAGUGGCAUAUGAAAAGCAUACCCAUCUGCUUAGAAACAAUCCCUAAAACAACUGACAUUUUGAACAAUACCGAAGGAGAUACGUCAAGCAUUAACGUCGAAGACGAAAUAGCACUACCAUCUUCGAGAUCGUUGACGAACAGUCAUCAGAGAAAGAGAAAAAUGUCGACCAUCGAUCACGAUAGCGAAGUCGGAAGCAUUUAUGGAUUCGAUACGCCUCUACCUCGGCAGACUUCUGUGGAGACUAGAACAAACACGUCGCACGACGCGAAUUACGACAUCGAGAUGUCGAUAAUAAACGGGACAUCGAUGACGAAUUUGUAUGGAAGCCGCAAAUAUUUGAAACCUUCAUGGUGGAAUUCGACGAACAGCGUCAAUCUCGGUAGCAGCAUAAAAAUCUUCGAGGAGCCCGCGCCGAUAACGAAAAAACUGAUCUUUAUCGGUGACAACGAAGUAAAUGGGAAUUGUCAAAACAACGUGGAAAAAGAUUCGCUGAUUGAGAAAAAAACAGAUAACUCUCCGACCGUAGUAAACGACGACGACAAUAAUAAUAGCGAGAGUAAAUCCGCCAUCCGGCGAUUCCUGCAAUGGUUCGCCUCCAUGUACGAUCUCGAUCUGUUGCGCGAUCCGAUCUACGUGAACAUGAUGCUUGGUAUGUCGGUGGCGAUUUUCGCGGAAGCGAACUUCUCGCUACUGACGCCGUUCAUUCUCGCUGACAUGAACAUGACAACGUCAGAAAUCGCUAGCGCCAUGAGCCUCAUCGCGAUGGCCGAUCUCAUUAACAGAGGUGCGUCUCCUUUCCUGGAGGAGUGGCUGCAUCAGCCGGCCAGAGUGAUGUACCUGUUCAGCCUGUGCCUUCUGAUAAUUAGCCGAACCUCGUUGCUCUUCGUGAACAGCUUUAUCGGAGUGUUGAUCGUGGCUGUCGGAUUGGGAAUGGCGAAAGGAAUUCGAUCGGUUUACAUGGUCCUGGUGAUUCCUAAUCACGUGCCCAUUGCAAAAUUACCCAGCGCCUCGGGUAUUCAGAUGAUGGUCAAUGGAUUGAUACUCACAUGCUUCGGCCCCUUAAUCGGUGUAAUACGGGAUAGUACCGGGAGCUACUCAACCUGUAUUAUUCUGAUCAAUUGCGUGACCGCCAUCACGGUGACUAUGUGGCUAACGGAGAUGGUGAUUCGGACGUGCUCCGCGCGACGGAAAUCGAGAUCGUUGACAUGAUUAUAAACCGGCGCUCCAAAUAAUUCGCCUAGUCGACUCGCGCGACGUUGUCGGCGGCUAGAGUGUAUCCGCGACGAUACGUCGUUCAGACAAUGGAACACCUCUUUUCCCACCUGCUUCCGGCGGCAGUUCCCACGUCUCGCUGUGACAGGCAACGUGUGAUCUCCUUGAAGAGACCCGGAAAGGAAGUUCGAAGGUCAAUGAAAUGUAGAUAAUGUUGCAUCGAGCCACGAUCAGCGCUGUUACAUUCAUCUGACUCUCGCGACUUCUCGCUCAUUAAAUCUAUGAUCUCUCUGAA